Letharia lupina is the source of this 1377-nucleotide messenger RNA. RefSeq lists its product as uncharacterized. The record is from RefSeq and is a predicted model, not a curated record. The transcript is spliced from 2 exons. The coding region runs from base 1 to 1377 and encodes 458 amino acids. NCBI's taxonomy places the organism in Eukaryota, Fungi, Ascomycota, Lecanoromycetes, Lecanorales, Parmeliaceae.
AUGGCAGGCUGGCGCCUGGAUUGGCCUUUGACGAGAAGGCGGCAACAAUGGACGCGGUCUGGGACAGCACAUCGCCACACCGAGCCCAGCACAUCGAAUGCAAAGCAUGACUCGGCGCACAAAGAGCCUCUAGAACCUAUGUCGUCCUUGAAAGAGACGAACAUGAAUUGGAUUCACGAAGUUCAGACGCUUCCAGCCUACGAUAAAGGACUCAUGACCCGCAACACAUGUAUCGGCGGACUCAUCUUCAGCUGGCUCGUAUCCAUCGCCUGCGUUACUCUCGCACAUUGGACUUUCCAAUCCGGCCAACUGUUCCGUACUCAAAAUGGUGGUUACACCCAUAACGGGCAAGGCGAACGCGUCUUUUUCCUGAGCACACUGUUCUUAUCCUCGACCAGUGCCGAAAAGAAGGGGUUCGUUCUCAAUGGCAUCGCUAUUUCGGCGCUUGGUAUUGGCAUACUUGGUCAGGCUAUGAUCUCUACCCUCUGCCUCUGGGGUUCUCGAAAGCUCAUACCGACAUGGAGUUCAAACCCCCUCAAUACCGCUCUCACGUGCCUACAUCAUGGGAUGCGCAGCGUUGAUGGUCGCUGCAUGCUUAGUGUUCACCAAACCGACUGGGCAUCAAUGCCUGAGAAGCCUCUCCCCACCCAAGCUUCAGCACGGCGUGCUAUGCCCUCAAUCAGACAUAUCACCCGUUUCCUUUGGGCGUUUGUCGCUCUCGUAAUAGUCUGGGGCAUUGCCGUAGGGUCAAACCCAUACUUUCGAAAGACCUCAUCGACUACCCUGCCUCUCUACGGCGAGUCCGUCCCUGUCCUGGAACUCAACCUUUGCGCCCUACUCAUCACAACUUCUCUGCAAAUUUUUCUGACUCUGUCGCUUCAUCUCACCGAACUCCUUGUAAAUCUGUCCCGCGACGAGCACAUCUGGCGCCUUGCCACCAGUAAGACGGGGACACAGCGUUCCUUCGGCCCUGUCGGGUCCUUGAAAACUGCAAUCUCUAGCUGGCAAACCGUCCUCCUUUUCACACUGAAAUCACUUGCUUACUGGUUAUUCGGCUUGGCUGUGAACUCCGACGGCCAAAGUGUGUAUAUGAACUGGGUAGGCAUUCUCCUACUACUUGCUGGAGUAGGUGUCGUGGCCGCCUUUGGAUCGUUUCUGGCCUGGAGCCAGAGAAGCGGCUCGCAGCCGGCCACUUUUGGGCAUUUACAGACACUGGUCAAUUUGAUGGACGAUUGGUUUGAAGAGGGAGAGAAUGUAUGGUGGGGCGAUAAGGGCGUUGCAAAGAAUACUACGGUUGGUGGUCAUGGAAUGGUCAGGCAUGCUGGGACCUCCAAUGUCUGUCUCCAGGGUGUCAAGAUGGAUGCUCUGUACCAGUGA